UUUCAUAACUUGUCUUAAACAACGAGUUGACCUGAAGGAGGUGAAUACAGAGGAUGAGUGUGAUUUCAUUCUGGUUUUCUGCACGAUUGUGUCACAACCUGGAACUGACAUUGAAGUAGCAAUGAAACGUCUACACAAUAUUUCAGACACCAAACCUGUAAUCCUGGUGGUGCUCCAUCACACAUUUUAUCCAGAGUGUGUUGUUCCAGACAGCAUCAAAUGUGUAAACAGAAAGAAUAUGAUCGCAGUCGACUGUCUGUUCCAGGAAGAUACAGGAUUACUGCAGUGUCUGAAGAAUAAUGAAUCACUGGCCAAAACUUCACAAUAUCUGAAGGAAUAUAUAAAAUGUGAAAACAUGAAAAGGAAAAAGGAAGGACCCAGAAACAGUGCAAGACGCAUUAAAAAGGAAGUUACAGGACUUGAAGGUACAAAUAUGAAACCAGAUCAAACAACUAAUGUUUUAGAGGAAAGCGAAAAUUCUCAACCUGAGAGAAAUCAACAACUGAUAGACAGACUUCUGACAGAAAAUAAACAAACACUUCAGAAGAAGGACAAGACACUGGAAGAGAAGGAGAAACAGCUCAAACAGACAAGAGCUGAACUGGACAAAACAAUUAAGGUGUUAGAAAACAGUCAGAGACACGUGGAGGAGAAAAACACACAACUAAAGAAUCUGAACAAACUGCUGAAGGAGAAAGAAACACAGCUGAAGAACAACGAUAAAGAGCUGGAAACCUGUACAAAUAAACUGGACACACUGGGACAGGAGCUGCAGGACAAAGAGAGACAACUGGUGAGUGUGAAGGAAGAACUGGAAACCAGUAGAAAUAAACUGGACACAGUGGGACAGGAGCUGCAGGACAAGCAGAGACAACUACAGGACAUGAUGAUCGUAGUGGAGCAACAGAAAUCUGAGAUAGCAGAAAAAAAACAACAGCUUGAAGAGAAAGAGAGUCUUCUAACUGAGAGAGAGACACAGCUAAUGGAAAGAGACAAAGAGCUUCAGGAGAAAGACAGACUUCUGACAGAAAAUACACAAACACUUCAGAAAAAGGACAAGACAUUGGAAGAGAAGGAGAAACAGCUCAAACAGACAAGAGCUGAACUGGACAAAACAAUUAAGGCGUUAGAAGACAGUCAGCAACAGGUCACACAAUUAAAACAGGAAAUGCAGGGAGGGACACCAUAUAAUCAGCCUUUUUUUAUCCAGAUGUUGAAUCGUUCUCGUCUAACAUACUUCACUCUAAUGACUGGAAACACAUUAGGACAUCAUGUGGACAUAGAGAGGAAACUUCAGGAACUAAUACCAGGCCUGCAGAAGGUGAUGAAAUUGGAAGAGUCUGAUUUAGUUCUAGUUUUCUGCCCUGUUGUUUCACGAACUGGAACUGACACUGAAGCAGCAGUAGAGAUGCUUAAUACCCAAGCAGGUAACAAACCUGCAGUUCUGGUGGUGCUUCAUCACACCUUUAAUCCAGAACUUAUUGUAUCAGACAGCAGCAGAUUAGUAAAUAGACAGAAUACGAUCACAGUCGACUGUCUGUUCUAUGAAGAUCACGGAUUACUGACGUGUCAUAAGAACAAUGAAGGACUGUCCAAAGUUGUAAACUGGCUGCAUCCCAAGGGUGAUGAAAAUCCUGAAAAGAACAACAGAUUUGGCAACUUGGGAAAAAAGUUGGCCGAUUGGAUGUCAAGUCACUCCGAGUUUACACUCAUUUCCCACCAAUAUAAACGGGUUCAGCUUGGCUCAACAGUCACAUUCUCGUGUCUCCUAUCUCCUAAAAUCAAUGCUGUUGACAUGCAGAUCCAGUGGUUUAAGGGGACGGACUGUGUUUUUCUCUAUAAGAACAGAGAAAUGAAAGAGGGGAGAGGUUACAAGGGUAGAGUGAGUCUAUUCACUCAGGAGCUGGACAAAGGAAACAUCUACUUACAGCUGAAGGAGAGCCGUGAAUCAGAUAUAGGACAUUACCUGUGUCAGGUGACUGAUGGGGAAAGAAUGGGAAAGCUUACAGUAAGACUGUGGUGGCAUCAUCUUCGAAGCAUAAACAGACUCUUUCAGUGUGGUGUCAUUCCCUAUGUUAAAAUCCAGCAGUGGGGGAAAAAAUGGUCAGAAGAGGAGAAAAUUAAAAUGGCAGAGUCUUCAUUGUUGACUGAAUAUAAUACAGAUGUUAAAGGCAUCAUAAAGGACCUUCUAAAAACACACAACGCAUUAGAAAAAACUGAGCAGCGACUGAAAGACACCAUGCAGGAACUAAACAGAGCAAAAGCAGAGCUGGACGUUGCUGCUGUUCCAGACUUAUUUGGCUCUGUGUCAAAAGUGGAGUCUCCAGUCAUGGGUUCUUCAGAAUUGCGGUUGGUGCUGCUCGGGAGGACGGGGUCUGGAAAGAGUGCAGCGGGAAACACCAUCCUGGGCAAAGCAGAGAGAAACCUGGAUAUCACACCUACAGCCACCCAGCAGAGUGAGAGCACACAAGGGGAGGUGGCUGGGAGGAAGGUGACUGUGGUGGACACGCCUGACUGGUUCUCUUCUGGACUCUCUGCGGAGAAGCUGAGACAGGACGUGGGGCUCUGUGUCCGUCUGUCUGCUCCAGGACCCCACGCCUUCGUCGUGGUCAUACCUGUAAAGCAGCCUACAGGAGAGGAGAGAGGUAUGAUGGAGAAAAUUGAAGAGAUCUUUGGAGAGGAAUGUUGGGAGACUGCCUUCCUCAUUUUCACUGUUUCCGAUGAAGUUCAGAAGAAGAAUAUUGAGGAAUUUAUCCAAUCAGGAGACCAGGAGGUCCAGAGACUUGUAAAGAACUGUGGGAAUAGGUUUCACUGUCUCAACAUUAAAGAGAGUGAAGAUGGUUCUCAGGUAUCAGAGCUGCUGGAGAAGAUAGAGAAGAUGGUGGUCAAAAAUAAAGGAAGAUUCCUCAGCAGUGAGCUCUACCUGGAAACAGAGUCUAAGAUUGAAAAAAUUAUUUUGUGUAUUAAAGAAAAGAAAAUAGCAAAAGAAGAACGAGAAGUGGAAGUGAAACUAGAGGAGGACCUCCAGAAAUCUCUGAAAAAGAUUGAAGGAAUGAUCCAAGAGCAUGAAAAAGAUAUUACACAGCUGAACAAUCAAGUAGCUGAUCUGGAAGGAAAAAUUAAAGAGGAAAUGGAUGAAGUGAAAAAAGAAAAACUGAAAGAGGAACUAGAUGGAGAAAUGCAGAAGAGGACAAAGAUUGAGAAUGUAAUUAAUAUACUAAAUGAAAAAGUAGAGUGGGAGAGGAGAGAGUUGAAGGGGAUACUCAGACAAAAGGUGGAAGAUAUAAGGAAGGCCUAUGAAGGAGAGGCUGGAAUGGAGGAAGAGAGAAGACUUAUGAAAAUCAUGAUUCCUGAAAUCCAGAGAUAUAUUUUGACCUCCAAAUCAAAGAUGGAGGAAUAUUUCAGAGGACAGAUGGAAGAGAAGGAUAGAGAGCUGGAGUUACUGAAAAAGACACUGACGCAGCUUAGAGAAGAGAAAAACGAACCCGUUUUGGGAAAAGAGGCUCAUAAUGAGUCUGGAGAAACCGCCUUCAAAAACAAGUGGAGGAAACAUGGUGGGAGUUUAUGAUUACUCAGGAUUUCAAAAUGUUUUUAAAUACAGUGAUGGUGAGAUUUAUUCAUGCAGACCUGUGCAUAAACCUGACACUUUUGCUGGAGGGAAGUUACUCUUGAGUGCUUAGCGAUUCUGUCAUCCAGCCACAUACACAACUGGUGCAAAUGAUUUUCUUAACUUUAAUAUGAAUUACAUAAUUACAAAAGAGGUUUGCUAGGUCUAACCCUCAUAUAACCAUUAAUAACUAUUAGCUUUUGUUUAUGAUCGUGGUUACACUGUGAUUGUCUGUAAUGCUGCACUACAGUGUAUCAGUAGGAAUGCAACUAAAUGUUAUUUAAAAAACUGACGAGACAAUUUUUAUAUUUUUUUUGAUGAUGAUGAUGAUACGGUGGCCGAGAAGUGCAAAACACAUUAACAAAUCCGAAAACAAAUGAACAAAUCUGAAAACAAAUUAACAAAUCCCAAAACAAAUUAACAAAUCCCAAAACAAAUGAACAAAUCCAAAAACACAUUAACAAAUCCCAAAACAAAUUAACAAAUCCGAAAACACAUUAACAAAUCCCAAAACAAAUUAACAAAUCUGAAAACAAAUUAACAAAUCCCAAAACACAUUAACAAAUCCCAAAACAAAUUAACAAAUCUGAAAACAAAUUAACAAAUCCCAAAACACAUUAACAAAUCCCAAAACACAUUAACAAGUCAGACAACCCGGAAGCGGUUGGUAUAGUUUGUGAAUGGAAACUUACCAUCAUCAAUGUGUUUUCGGAUUUGUUAAUUUGUUUUGAGAAUUGUUAAUGUGUUUUCGGAUUUGUUAAUUUGUUUUCGGAUUUGUUAAUGUGUUUUCAGAUUUGUUAAUUUGUUUUGCACUUCCCGGCCACCGUAUGAUGAUGAUGAUGA
Molecule: messenger RNA, 4450 nt
Organism: Tachysurus vachellii
Lineage: Eukaryota; Metazoa; Chordata; Actinopteri; Siluriformes; Bagridae
Product: restin homolog
Exons: 15
Coding region: 122-3568 (1148 amino acids)
Molecular function (GO): GTP binding
Source: RefSeq, a predicted model, not a curated record